GGGUGACCAGAACCGGCUGGAACUGGUUUGAGGCAGAUCGGCUCCCGAACACAAUGCAGUCAGUGAGCUGCUACAGUGGGAUAGCUUCCUCCCUCCAUGGCAGCCAAAAGCAGAGGAGCUUGCAGAAAGAUACCGUCCCUAAACAGUAUGUGAAUGCACACUUAGACACACAGCACUGGUAUGUGGCUAUGUAGUCCUAAAGGGUUCUGUAUGUAAAUGUACAUAUUUGAAGUAGCUGAGGUGGCUUGGGCUUUUUCUGCCUUUUUUUAUGCUUAAGGAAGGGGCAAGAGCUUGAGAUUUACAACCCUUAUUAAAAUAUUUUUGCUUUGCAAGGGUGGGACACUGGUUGUGCAGUCUAUUUUAAAACUGAACCGAAUAAAACGGAUUGAAUGAUUUGUAAUUGUAGCCGUGCUUGCAACUGAAGAAUGCUGCUUUGCAUGCCGUGUUAUUUGCAGGGCACUGUCUUGUGGUUUUCUUCUUGAGGGGAUGUCGGGAAGGGGGUCUGAAAGGCCAAAAGGAAGCGAUGUUGUUGUGGAAUUGUGUGUAAGGCAUUGCAAAGAUGCUGUAAGGCGUACUCAUUUCUCCUUUCUUUUUUUCCUCCUUGUAGGCCUAUUGAUUGGGGCUGCCUUUAACCCUUUCGUAUUUGCAGAGGUGAUCCAUCUGUGGCAGUAACAGAGCGCUGGCAGAAAAGCCUUCCAGAGGUCAAGGUUCACAAAGAUUUGCCUUCAAUCAAAUAGAUGACCAUGGGGGAUAUGAAGACCCCAGACUUUGACGAUCUUCUUGCAGCCUUUGACAUCCCAGACAUGGUUGACCCAAAAGCAGCUAUUGAAUCUGGACACGAUGACCAUGAAAGCCAGAUAAAACAAAAUGCACACACAGAUGAAGAUUCUCAUACGCCAUCAUCGUCUGAUGUUGGUGUGAGUGUCAUUGUGAAAAAUGUACGUACUCCUUCUGAAGGAGUAGACAAGGAUUGCCACCAUUCCACAGGCAAUGGCUUGCAUAACGGCUUUCUCACAUCCUCAGCUCUUGACAGUUACAGUAAAGAUGAAGAGAAAUCAUUUAAAGAUGAUGGGUCAGCUUCUGAGACAACACUGAAGGAUUCGGCUUUUAACCAGUUCAGUCCAAUUUCGAGUGCUGAAGAAUUUGAUGAUGAUGAAAAAAUUGAGGUAGAUGACCCUCCAGACAAAGAGAUGCGUGCAAAUUUCAGAACAAAUAUCUUGACAGGUUCUGUAUCUCAGCACGAAUAUGACAAACUAAAGGCACUUGGGGGAGAGAAUUUGAUCAAGUCUAGUAUCUCAGUUUCAAGUAGUAUAGAUAAAAAUAAAGUUUCUAAGCGGGAGACAGAGACAAACUCUCUGAAUUUAAGUGUUUAUGAGCCUUUCAAAGCUCGCAAAGCAGAGGACAAAUUGCUAAAAGACAGUUCUGAGAAGCUUCUUGACAGUAGAGUACUUGAUGGAAAACUGAGUGCUGAAAAAAGUGAAACAAAUCUUGCCAGCAUUUCACCAAAAGCAAAGUCAUCAGCAAAGCUUUCUUCGUGCAUUGCUGCGAUUGCAGCACUGAGUGCUAAAAAGGCAGCUACAGAUACCAGUAAGGAUUUACAAUCUAAUUCCGGGGAGUCUUCUCCUUUGCCAAAAGAUACGAGUGAAAGUCCCCGGACUACUGAAAAAUCACCUGAGUCUCAGAGUCUUAUUGAUGGUGCUAAAAAGCCAUCUGUUAAACCACCUGAUAGUCCCAGAAGUGUAUCAAGUGAAAACAGUAGCAAAGGAUCUCCAUCUUCUCCUGCAGGGUCCACACCAGCAAUUCCUAAGGUUCGCAUAAAAACCAUCAAGACUUCCUCCGGGGAGAUCAAGAGAACUGUUACUCGAGUGUUGCCAGAAGUUGAUUUGGACUCGAGUAGAAAAACAGAGCAGACUGCUUCUAUGGUAACUUCCAUGACGUCCCUCCUGUCCUCACCAACUUCUUCUGCUGUUCUUUCCUCUCCUCCUAGAGCUCCUCUCCAGUCCGCAGUUGUUACCAAUGCAGUCGCAUCUGCAGAACUCGCACCAAAGCAAGUCACUAUCAAACCUGUGGCUACUGCCUUCCUCCCAGUCAGCAGUGAAACAGCAGGUUCACAAGUUAUUAAUUUGAAGCUUGCUAACAACACUACAGUGAAAGCCACUGUACUAUCUGCUGCUUCUGUGCAGAGUGCCAGUAGCGCCAUUAUAAAAGCUGCCAAUGCCAUACAGCAGCAGACUGUUGUGGUGCCAGCAUCAAGCCUUGCGAGUGCUAAACUUGUGCCAAAGACGGUCCAUCUUGCCAACCUUAAUCUUCUGCCUCAGGGUGCUCAAACCACCUCUGAACUCCGACAAGUGCUAACGAAACCUCAGCAACAAAUAAAGCAGGCAAUAAUUUCUGCAGCAGCCUCACAGCCUUCUAAAAAGGUGUCUCGAGUCCAGGUGGUGUCAUCUCUUCAGAGUUCUGUAGUGGAAGCGUUCAAUAAGGUGCUGAGUAGUGUCAACCCUGUCCCAGUUUACAUCCCCAACCUUAGUCCUCCUGCCAGUGCUGGAAUAACGUUGCCCACACGAGGUUACAAGUGUUUGGAGUGCGGUGACUCCUUUGCUCUUGAGAAGAGCCUGACCCAGCAUUAUGACAGGAGGAGCGUGCGAAUUGAAGUGACGUGUAAUCAUUGUACAAAGAAUUUAGUUUUCUACAACAAAUGCAGUCUUCUUUCCCAUGCUCGUGGACACAAGGAAAAAGGAGUUGUAAUGCAGUGUUCGCACCUGAUUUUAAAACCAGUCCCAGCAGAUCAAAUGAUAGCAUCUCCUUCAAGCAAUACUGCUACACCCAUGCUUCAAAGCCCAGUGGGAGCUGGCUCACACACUGUAACUAAGAUGCAGUCUGGCAUAACGGGAACAGUCAUAUCAGCCCCAGCAAGUACACCCAUCGUCCCAGCCAUGCCACUAGACGAAGACCCAUCAAAACUCUGUAGGCACGGUCUAAAGUGUUUGGAGUGCAGCGAAGUUUUCCAAGAUGAGACAUCUCUUGCUACACAUUUCCAGCAGGCUGCAGACACAAGUGGACAAUCAAUGCAUGGAACUUUGAAAAGUGUUGAAGGGCCACCAAACCUGGGGAUAAAUUUACCUCUGAGUACGAAACCCACAAAUCAGAACUCAGCCAGCCACAAUAAAGAGGACACAAAAUCCAUCAACGGAACAGAAAAAUUAGAGAAGAAAUCUCCUUCUCCUUUAAAGAAAGGAGAGCCUAGAAAAGUCAGCAGUCGUGGCUGGACGUGUUGGGAUUGCGAUAGGUUCUUCACUCAGAGAGACGUUUACAUCUCCCACAUGAGGAAAGAACAUGGAAAGCAAAUGAAGAAACACCCUUGUCGCCAGUGUGACAAAUCAUUCAGUUCAUCACAUAGUUUAUGUCGUCACAACCGUAUCAAGCACAAAGGCAUUAGGAAGGUUUAUACAUGCUCGCACUGCCCAGACUCAAGACGUACCUUUACCAAACGGCUGAUGCUGGAAAAACAUAUUCAGUUGAUGCACGGCAUUAAAGACCCUGAUGUCAAAGAAAUGACUGAAUCAGCUAAUAUGGAAGAAAGGGAAGUAAAAGAAGAUGUAAAGGUUCCUAGCCCAAAGCGUAAACUGGAAGAACCUGUCCUGGAAUUCAGGCCUCCACGAGGUGCAAUCACUCAGCCACUGAAGAAGCUAAAAAUCAAUGUUUUUAAGGUUCACAAGUGUGCUGUCUGCGGCUUCACAACAGAAAAUCUCCUCCAGUUUCACGAACAUAUUCCUCAGCAUAAAUCUGAUGGCUCUUCGUACCAGUGCAGGGAGUGUGGACUCUGCUACACAUCUCACGUGUCUCUCUCCAGGCACCUCUUCAUUGUACACAAGCUGAAGGAGCCGCAGCCAGUAUCAAAGCAGAACGGGUCUGGGGAAGAUAAUCAGCAAGAGAACAAACCCAACCACGAGGACGAACCGACCAACAGCGUGGUGUCGGACAGGAGAUGCAAAGUGUGUGCAAAGACUUUUGAAACUGAAGCGGCCUUAAAUACUCACAUGAGAACACAUGGCAUGGCCUUCAUCAAGUCAAAAAGGAUGAGCAUGGCUGAAAAGUGAUCAGAUCAUUGGGACAUGGGAAUCUCUCUCCACAUUGGAUUACUAAUGACAUUUUUGUUACAGAAAGUUCAAGGUAUAAUAGUGUUAACAGUACUGUUCAGGCUGUUGCAAUAUAUUCUGCAUAACGAUGUCCCCUUCGCCUCAUUGUCUGUACCCUCGAGACCAUUGAAGCAGUAUUUGAGUUGAAAAGAGUUUGUAUAUAUUUAAACUAAUAACUUUUAUACUCUUUGUUACGUGUUUGUAUUGGUAUCUAGUGGAAAUUUUUGUUCUGUUUUGUUUUGUUUCUGUUUUUUGUAGUGAGUUUCUCUAAAACAGAGUUCUUAAUGCUGGGUCAGUUUCCUGGGGUCUCUUAAACCGUUUCUUAUGUGAAUGCUUCUGACAGAAGGUUUAGCACAGCAGAAGGCAGUGCCUGGAGGGAAAAAGCAAGGAAGCCAAGGGGAUAUGCCACAUCCUGCAGGACUCUGAAUGGUUCUGCACGUGGCAGGCAGCUUUCAGACUUUCUCUCCAAAAAAAGUAUCUCUGCAUAUGUAAAAUGCAGUGCUGGUUGAGGUGCCGACACCAGAACAGGUGCAGACACCCCAGGGUGAUCACGUACUUCUGACAAGUGUAAUUGCACAAGUAUAUAUAUAUCAUGAAGUAAUUUGUAGCCAUCAGGUGCUUGUGGUCAAAGCUCUGAUAGUUAUAAAAGGGCUGGCUGCUCUGGAUUAAACAAGUAAGAUGUAAUUAGAGGCAUAGAUUUAUCAUUAUAAUGUUUUGGGGUUGUUUUUUUCUUUUUUUUUGGUCAUGUAAUUUAUUAAACAUAUAGAAACAAUUACACAGCAUUAAGUAUUUUCCUUUAUCUCUGGUUAUGAAAAUAGCCAACCCUUGUUGCUGGGGUUGGCAUUUCCCAGCUCUGUUUGCUAAUGCCAAAUGUUCCAGGGCUCAGUGUUCAACCACAGCCGUCGAGGAGCAAACACACCACACCAGCCCAUGUGGGUACGACUGGCACUUCACCUUUAGCACGGACCUCACGGAGCUUCAAAGUGCAUCCAACAUCACUGGUGAGCUUUCACCAGGUACAGAAAGGUACCGCGCUGUCCCUUUCCUAUAUGGUUCUCUGUGAGAUUUAUAUUUUUGUUUUCUUUUUGCAUUUUAUACCUUGUAUGUAUC
Meleagris gallopavo (turkey) is the source of this 5246-nucleotide messenger RNA. The record is from RefSeq and is a predicted model, not a curated record. NCBI's taxonomy places the organism in Eukaryota, Metazoa, Chordata, Aves, Galliformes, Phasianidae.